AGCCUCUUCCCCAUCUAAUCCUCCUUGGAUACUUGUGCUCUGUUUUUACGAGACCAGAAUAGAAACAGAACGAGGAAGUGCUGACGCACUGGGCUCCCACAAGUACUACCCGAAGCUAGACCGACCAAGGCUCCCCCAUUUGGGAGGAGGACCAGACCGGAAAUGAUGGUUUCUAUGGUAACCCCUGAGUGGGUUGCCUGGGAGAUGACCCCUUUUGGUCUCUUUGAAUCUCUGCUGUAGCAUUACCUGGAAGGAGGAUCUAACAUCCUGGACUGUCUCCUGCCAUGAUUCCCGGGAAAUACCGCGCAGUUUCUGGCCGGGCUGCAAACAACGUGAACUGUGGGCUUCAUCUGGUCAUUCAAACAGCAUCACUUUCUGACAAAAACAAAGUUGAAUUCAAGCUUAAUAGAGAAACACCGCCAUUUCCUGGUAGACUGUUACAACAUGACCUUGAAAGGAAUUAUGCAAGUAGGCAAGGUAUCGUCAGAGAUGGAAGAGUAAUAAGUCCUUCGCCUCGUAAUAAAUCAUCAUGCAUCUCAUCCACAACAAACGUGACAGAACUGUAUGGGCUGGACAUGAGAACUGCUACCAGCUCCUUGUCAGCAUUUGGCAACUCUUCCAUUCAGACAUCGUCAAAGCCCAGAAUCCGGCAGGGCUGUCAUAGUGCUGGCCCCAAUGUAUCUGGUGACCAUAUUAAUUUGGUGAGCUCAUCAAUGCCGUCAUUUCCUAUUCUCCAACGUUCCUCUGAAGAGAAAAUUCUUUACUCAGACAGGUUGACCCUAGAAAGGCAGAAGUUGACUGUGUGUCCUAUAAUCGAUGGGGAAGAACAUCUUCGUUUGUUAAACUUUCAACACAAUUUUAUAACUCGGAUCCAAAAUAUUUCUAAUCUACAGAGGCUCAUAUUCUUGGACUUAUAUGAUAACCAAAUUGAAGAAAUUAGUGGACUUUCUACUCUGAGAUCUCUCCGUGUCCUUCUCUUGGGGAAAAACAGAAUUAAGAAGAUCUCAAAUCUGGAGAAUCUAAAAAAUUUAGAUGUCUUGGACCUUCAUGGAAAUCAGAUUACCAAAAUUGAAAAUGUCAAUCAUUUGUGUGAUUUGAGAGUAUUGAAUCUUGCCAGGAACCUUUUAAGCCAUGUGGACAAUCUUAAUGGGCUGGAUUCCCUAACUGAACUUAACCUUCGACACAAUCAGAUCACCUUUGUGAGAGAUGUGGAUAAUUUGCCCUGCCUCCAACGUCUGUUUCUCAGCUUCAACAAUAUAUCUAGUUUUGACAGCGUUUCCUGCCUUGCUGACUCAACUUCCCUCUCAGACAUCACCUUUGAUGGCAAUCCAAUAGCUCAAGAGUCAUGGUACAAGCACACAGUCCUUCAGAAUAUGAUGCAGCUGCGCCAGCUAGACAUGAAGAGAGUCACGGAAGAAGAAAAGCGUGUGGCAUCUAUUGUAGCCAAAAAGGAAGAAGAGAAGAAGAGGGAAAGCCACAAACAAUCUCUGCUUAAGGAGAAGAAGAGGUUAACAAUUAACAACGUAGCCCGGAAGUGGGACUUGCAACAACGAAUAGCCAAUAUUGCUGCCAGUCAAGAUAUAAAAGCCUCCGAGUGUCCUCAGGAGCCCUGUCAGACUGAUGAGAACACCCUUUCUACAUUUCCAGAGGAGACAGGGUCUCUAGACUCAGGACUCACCAAUGUGUUACAAGGCUUGUCUGUCACAGACACACACCUGGUGGAGGUAGAUGGAGACACCCUUUCGCUGUAUGGCUCAGGAGCCCUGGAAUGUCUGGAUCGGAACUGGAGUGUUCAGACAGCAGGCAUGGUCACAACAGUCUCCUUCACAUUCAUAGAAUUUGAUGAAAUUGUGCAAGUGCUUCCCAAAUUGAAGAUUAAGUUUCCUAAUUCUCUGCACCUGAAAUUCAAGGAGACCAAUCUUGUCAUGCUGCAGCAGUUUAACGCACUAGCACAACUUCGUCGGGUUGAUCAGCUGACAAUCGACCCUCAAGGAAAUCCAGUUGUCAAUUUUACACUAUGGAAAUACUAUGUACUCUUUAGACUGAGCCAUUUCAGUAUGCAGAAAAUAAAUGGAACAGAGGUGACACAAAACGAUAUGAUAAUGGCAGAAAGGCUCUUUGGAAUCCUCGCACAUGUAGCAUCUUCCGAGUUACCACAGUACCAGAUGAUUUCCAUUCUGGGUGAUGCCAGGAAAAAACAAUUCCGAUACCUACUAGAAACCAAAGGGAAGAAACCUGGUAUUGUCAGUGAAGAUAGUAAUGACAGCAAAAGACCUGUAGGAGAGAGCACAAACCGUGCCAUGCUGAACUAUGCCACAAGAGAGUUUUACAAUGAAAAGCUAGAGGAAAUAAAGGACAAAAAGAAAUUCUGCAAGAUGUACGUGGAAGACCUCGUGAAGGAAGCCACCGAAAUCAACAUGAAAAAUGAAGCUCUGCAGAAGCUCUGGCCACAGAUGUUCAUCGAGCUGGUUAGGGACGCCGUGAUCGAAAUCCGCAAUAAGAACUCCUACAUGAAGCUCUGCCUCCAGCAGAUAACGGACCCAAAAUAGAGCUGGUGCUUAGCUUCAGCUGAUUUGAGCAGUUCCCUUUUUAAAGGUUGGAAAUAACGCUGGCGGGGGACAUGCUCUGUUCUAACUACAGCACCAUCAAACGCCCUAGACCGAGUAGCCUCUAAGCUUGCUGCCCACCCUGGUAGGUGUUCAGGUGAAGAGGGAAGGGAACACAGAGGAGAGAGGGCUGGCUCCUUUCCCAUGCAUGCUGAGCACGCAACCUUGGGGAACCAAGCAGCGUUUGGAGGUGGCCAGCCACUGGAUUGGCAGGACUUCUUCAGCUCUCGCUGAUCUGUGCCACCUGCUACAGCCCGAAGCGCGCCCUGUGUGCCCAUGGCGCCACAUGAGUUGCUUCUGCUGACUUCCAACUGAGGAUUUCCAUUUCUUUGCCUUUUUAUUUUAUGUCAUGCUUUCAAAGCUAAAGAUAGGUUCUUUUUUAUGAGUGAAUAAUAAAUACAUUAGUUUGAAAAAAGGA
Messenger RNA from Nannospalax galili (Upper Galilee mountains blind mole rat), 3024 nucleotides. RefSeq names its product leucine rich repeat containing 49 (gene Lrrc49). The record is from RefSeq and is a predicted model, not a curated record. The transcript is spliced from 17 exons. The coding region runs from base 285 to 2549 and encodes 754 amino acids. Gene Ontology annotation, molecular function: protein binding. Lineage: Eukaryota; Metazoa; Chordata; Mammalia; Rodentia; Spalacidae.